UGUUGACGGGCACAGUUCUAAGAUGGCGAAGUUCGCAGUAGCUUGUGUGGUCCUCGGAGUCAUUGCGUGUGUUCAUGCAGCGCCGGGCUAUGGCGGCGGAGGUCAUAGUGGUGGAGGCGGAUUUGGCGGCGGCGGCGGCGGUGGUGGCGGCGGUGGUUUCGGCGGUGGCGGUGGAUUAGGCCACGGAGGAGGCAGUGGAGGCGGAUUCGGCGGUGGUGGUGGAUAUGGCGGCGGAAGUGGUGGUGGACUUGGCGGUGGUCAAGGCGGAAGCAGCGGUGGUGGACUUGGAGGUGGUCACGGCGGAAGUGGUAGUGGAGGGCUUGGCGGUGGCCACGGCGGCAGCGGAGGACUUGGCAGCGGAGGUGGAGGUGGUGGCGGCCUUGGCGGUGGCAGUGGAGGAGGACAAGGCGGUGGCCACGGCGGAAAUGGUGGCGGAGGACUAGGUGGUGGCCACGGUGGUGGUGGUGGACUUGGAGGUGGCAGCGGCCUUGGCGGUGGCAACGGAGGCGGCGGUGGACUUGGAGGUGGCAGUCACGGUGGACACGGUGGUGGUGGACAUGGUGGACAUGGUGGAGGCAGCCAUGGUGGAGGAUACAGCAGUGCCAAUGCCAACGCCCAAGCUAGUGCUAGCGCCAGUAGCGGUGGUUACGGCGGCCACAAAGGUGGAUACGGACGCUAACCCGCUCAAGAAAGUCGAUAAUUAGAUAACUUCAGGAGAAGAAACCUCAUUGUGAUAUAGAAAUUACACGAUUUCAUAAUAUUGUUAUUAAUAUUAUGUAAUAAAUACAUCGGUUUACCAAA
This is a messenger RNA of Vanessa atalanta (red admiral), 801 nucleotides long. RefSeq names its product acanthoscurrin-2-like. The record is from RefSeq and is a predicted model, not a curated record. The coding region runs from base 23 to 679 and encodes 218 amino acids. Lineage: Eukaryota; Metazoa; Arthropoda; Insecta; Lepidoptera; Nymphalidae. The transcript has 3 exons.